AGAGGCUCCAGUCGAAACGGAAACCUCGGAAGCCUCGGAAACCGAGACUCCAGUCGAGAGUAAUGGCGCCCCGGACCCGAAGGAAAACUCCGCCGUGGUCUUCUCCCUGCGCAACCAAGUCGGGGGCUUGGUCAGGGCUCUGAGAGUGUUCAAGGAAAAGAAUGUCAACGUGCUGCACAUCGAGUCCCGCAAGUCUCGCGUCAACCCGGCGCAGCACGAGAUCUUCGUGGGCGUCGACUGCGACCAGGGCACCAUGGACGACGUGGUGCACGCGCUCCAACACGAGGUGGAAUGCAUCCAGCUGAAGGAGUACUACUCCUCCAAGGGUCAGCUGCUGCGGCAGCAGGACGGCUCGCGCGAGGGCUGCUGCGACACCCCGACACCGUCGCCACCUGCCGCCGGAAGCCUUUUUCUCGCAGAAUUUGCCGGUAUGCCAUGGUUCCCGCGCAAGAUUUCCGACUUGGACAAGACUUCCAACAAGGUGCUCAUGUACGGUGCGGAAUUAGACGCCGACCAUCCGGGCUUCAAGGACCCGGAUUACAGGCAGAGACGGAUGUUUUUUGCGGAUGUUGCGAUGCAAUACAAGUAUGGCUCGCCGAUCCCACGGGUGGAGUACACCGUCGAAGAGCGUACCACGUGGGGACGCGUAUUCCGGGAGCUCAGUCAACUGUACACGACCCACGCCUGCUCCGAGUUCCUGGAGAACUUUCGCCUACUCAUAAAAUACUGCGGUUACAGAGAGGACAACGUACCACAGCUGGACGAUGUCAGUCAGUAUCUGAAGUAUAGAACGGGGUUUCAGUUGAGACCCGUGGCUGGUUACCUGUCGGCCCGAGAUUUUCUGGCGGGCCUCGCGUUUCGCGUGUUUCAUUGUACACAGUACUUACGCCACGGCUCAGAUCCAUUCUACACACCGGAGCCGGAUUGCUGCCACGAGCUUCUGGGUCACUGCCCUAUGCUGGCCGAUGCGAACUUCGCGCAGUUCUCACAAGAAAUUGGACUCGCUUCCCUAGGUGCUUCAGACGAUGAGAUCGACAAGCUCGCUACGUGUUACUUUUUUACGGUGGAGUUCGGAUUGUGCAAGCAAAACGGUGAAAUGAAGGUGUACGGAGCUGGUCUGCUUUCUUCAGCGGCAGAGUUACGCCACGCCCUUACGGAAAAAGCAAACGUGCUGCCGUUUGACCCGGCCAUAACGAUCGAGACUGAGCCGAUCAUCACGGCUUUCCAGAACGUCUAUUUCUACACGGACAGUUUCAACGAAGCGAAGCUGCAAAUGAGGGAGUUCGCCAAGACCAUCAAGCGCCCCUUUGGCUUGCGCUACAACCCGUACACCCAGACCGUGGACGUCCUCACCAACACCCGCAAGAUUGCCAACAUAGUCAGCGAACUGAAGGGAGACCUUUGCAUCGUCACCAAUGCCCUGAGCAAAUUAAGGGUGUCUGACACGGAAAAUCCCAACCGCUAA
Dermacentor albipictus is the source of this 1465-nucleotide messenger RNA. The record is from RefSeq and is a predicted model, not a curated record. NCBI's taxonomy places the organism in Eukaryota, Metazoa, Arthropoda, Arachnida, Ixodida, Ixodidae.